AUGAACCCAUACAAGUCUGGAAGGCCAAUGCUCAUCGGCGUGUGGAAGUCGUGGCAGAAGGAGGGCCUCGACAUCAAGGACAUCGUGUGGCCGGGCAACAGCCACACGCCGCCGCAGGGCGUGCCCGAGAAGUUCCACCUGAAGAUCACCUUCCUGGAAGAGCCGCCCUACAUCAACCUGGCGCCGCCCGACCCCGUCACCGGCAAGUGCAGCAUGAACCGCGGCGUGCUCUGCCGCGUCGCCAACGACGUCGACAUGGCGGGGGUGGAACUGCCGAGCGCGCACCGCAACGGCAGCCUCUACCAGUGCUGCUCGGGCUUCUGCAUAGAUCUGCUGGAGAAGUUCGCCGAAGAGCUGGCCUUCUCGUACGAGCUGGUGCGGGUCGAGGACGGCCGCUGGGGAACCAUCGAGAACGGCAAGUGGAACGGUCUGAUCGCGGACCUGGUGAACCGCAAGACGGACAUGGUGAUGACGUCUCUGAUGAUAAACUCGGAGCGUGAGAACGCCGUGGACUUCACGGUUCCCUUCAUGGAGACGGGCAUCGCCAUCCUGGUCGCCAAGAGGACUGGCAUCAUCUCGCCAACCGCUUUUCUGGAGCCUUUUGACACGGCGUCGUGGAUGCUGGUGGGCGCCGUGGCGAUCCAGGCGGCAACCUUCACCAUCUUCCUCUUCGAGUGGCUCAGCCCUUCCGGCUUCGACAUGAAGCAGCAAGCGGCGCCGGCGCCCAACCACCGCUUCUCGCUGUUCCGCACCUACUGGCUGGUGUGGGCUGUGCUCUUCCAGGCCGCCGUCCACGUCGACUCGCCACGGGGAUUCACCGCACGGUUCAUGACAAACGUGUGGGCGAUGUUCGCCGUGGUGUUCCUCGCUAUCUACACUGCCAACUUGGCGGCCUUCAUGAUCACCAGAGAGGAGUUCCACGAGUUCUCCGGCAUCGAUGACCACAGGCUAGCGAAACCUUUUAGCCACAAACCCAUGUUCAAGUUCGGAACGAUCCCAUGGAGCCACACAGACUCAACACUUCACAAGUAUUUCAAAGAAAUGCAUGCCUACAUGAAGAAUUUCAACCGGUCAACGGUUGCAGAGGGCAUCGAGAGCGUUUUAAGUGGCGAGCUGGACGCCUUCAUCUACGAUGGGACGGUGCUGGACUACCUGGUUGCGCAGGACGAAGACUGCCGCCUGCUCACCGUCGGCUCCUGGUACGCCAUGACGGGCUAUGGCCUCGCCUUCACACGCAACUCCAAAUACGUACAGAUGUUCAACAAGAGGCUACUCGACUUCAGAGAAAAUGGGGACCUGGAGCGCCUGCGACGUUACUGGAUGACGGGCACGUGCAAGCCCGGUAAGCAGGAGCACAAGUCGAGUGACCCGCUGGCGCUGGAGCAGUUCCUGUCGGCGUUCCUGCUGCUCAUGUCGGGCAUUCUGCUGGCCGCCGUGCUGCUGCUGCUCGAGCACCUCUACUUCAAGUACGUGCGCAAGCACCUCGCCAAGACCGACCGCGGCGGCUGCUGCGCCCUCAUCAGCCUCAGUAUGGGCAAAUCACUGACCUUCCGCGGAGCAGUCUAUGAAGCACAGGACCUGCUAAGACAUCAUCGCUGUUCAGAUCCGCUCUGUGACACGCACCUCUGGAAGGUCAAACACGAGCUCGACUUAGCCCGUCUAAAGAUCAGGCAACUGCAAAAGGAGCUGGAAUCCAGAGGGAUCAAACCCAGUCAAAGAAAGAAGAAACGAGGCAGAAGCUGGGCAUCCUGUUUGAAUUGCAACGAGCUGCCUGCAGAUCGUCAAAUUAUGGACAGUACUGAUGUCCUGAAACACCGUGACAUGACAAGAAAUCAUAUUACUUCCACAGAGUAUUCUGGUCGCUUUGAUGGCAGUAACCAGUUGUUCAGGCCAUGCAGAACAGAAAUAGCAGAAAUGGAAACUGUACUGUGAUUCAUGUGCUAAUUGGUGUGUUGGCUGGUCCAAUAUAUUUUCUCAUAGCAACAGUAAAGUAUUCCUAAACCAACGAAAUGAAAUUUGUGAGAUAAAUCUAAAGCUGAUAAAGACAAGCUAACUUUGUACACAUAACACUUCAUGAAAGGUGUAAAUAUUUUAGUGGAAAAAAGAAACAGAGCAGCAGCAAAAAUACAUUAUGUAGUAAAUCGAGAAAAGGGUUUUCAGUUCAAAAAAAACAUGUGCUACCUAAUAUUGGGCAGUGUAUGGUAAUGAAUAAAAUGCAUGUACUAAAGGGCAUAAACAUAACAUAUUUUUUGUGAACCUGUGCAUUUGCAAGUGUGAGUGUGUGCAUAUGUGUGUGUGUGUGUGUGUGUGUGUGUGUGUGUGUGUGUGUGUGAGAGAGAGAGAGAGAGAGAGAGAGAGAGAGAGAGAGAGAGAGAGAGAGAGAGAAUACACUUGCAUCACCCCAGAGUGAUCAUCUUGUGUGCAACUACAUAUUUCAAUUAUGCAAAUGAUUGUUUUAUUGUAUUAUGAACCACUGAAUUUGCAUUAUUUUAGACAGCUUUUAACCAUAUGAUAUGUAACUGUUGAAAUACCACAUAAUCGUUUGUUUAAUUGUGCAAUGAAAAACCAAAAUGCUCAAAAAAUCAAAAUGGUGCUACCCAUGUAAUAAUGAGACAGCUGAAUUGCAGUUGCAAAUCCAACAGAAUAUGUUAACUGUUCUUGUUCAUGCACAUGUGCCAUGUUAUGACUUACAGUUGUUGUUAAAUAACUAUUUUUAAUGUUGUUAAUGUCACGAGCAGCUAUGUUCUUAUGUCAUAUACAUUAAAAUACAGCAUUGAGAGUCACAGCAUUUUAAAUGAGAAGAAAUUUCUCAGUACUUACAGGACACAGAAGUUUGUGAGUGGACAUGAACAUAAUGUCAUAGUUGUCAUGUACCUGAUUGAUUUGAAAAACAUAUAUUUUAGGUUUAGAAAUUUAUAAAGCUUCCACAGAUGAGCUAUAUAAAUGAAAUAUGUUUUCUAUUUUAUUCUUUGCUGAUUCAUUGUGAAUCAAUGGGGUAAAUUAAAAUAUAUUAUUGUCACAUUAUGUUCAUUUAUUUAAAAAAAUGAAUUAAAAUGUUCAAUGUAAUGUCCUGAUGUUCAUUUGAGACUACUUGAUUUGUAACCAUAUGACAGUAAGUGGGUAAUAGGAGCACUAGAAUUAUGAUUAUUGUUAACAUUAUGUGUAACACAGUGUACUGUCAGUAAUGACAAACAAAUAAGUCAGCAUAAUUAAUUCACAGAGAGAAACAAUGAGCAAUAUGAAACAUACAUGGCAGGAGUUUAUGAAUUCCAAAUGCUAUGGCUUCCAUUUUUAUUAAAAAAUAAAAAAGGGCAGAAGAUAUGAAAUACUUGAAAGUUUGUUAUGGUACCUGAAUAUGUUGUUGUGUUGCUACUUCUCAGUUUCAUACGUCUAUUUCUUUCAUAUAAAUGCAAAUAGUGCUGUUAUCAUAGAUUCACUAGUGUGAUAAAACAGAUUUUAUGUAAUGAGUUUUACAAAAGUGUAUUUGACAAGAAUCAAGAUAUUUGUCUAAAGCCUGCUGGAAACCUAACUUUUAUAAUUUUUAAAUAACACCCUUACAACUGUUAAAGCUUACUUUUUACAUAUAUGAUGCACAUGAACAACUAAUUAAUUGUUAAAGAUGAAACUGAAUGUCUAUUCUAUCAACAGUAAGAAGCUGAAGGAAUUUGAUUACUUUGAUACAUCAGAUUAUUCUGGCCUUAUAUUCAUUAUGGCAUAUUCACUGUGGAGUAAUAAAAGUCACUGAAUCAUACUUUUAAAUAAUAAGUGUUAAAUUUGUCACACUUAUUAUUCACAGUUAAUUAAUUUCAGAUAAAACAAUAAAUGUUGAAAUGAUGACCUCACUGGGCCACAAGACAGGAAUAGUCUACAGUUUUUUCAGCAUAGAUCUCUCCGUACUAUUAACAUAAUUGUAAACCAAAAAUAUUUGUCCUUAAUAGCUUUCACCUUUUAUACUGUUGUUGUACAUGUAAAACAAAGAAUAUGAAGAAUAUAACUGAUAUUUUGAAAAUAAAAAUUAUUUCAGUCUUCAAUUACUCCAAAGUAAUACAAAACAGUUACUUCCACUGCAUGGAGAAUAAUGCAGUGUAUCAGGGAAUGUGAAAUUUUAGCAAUUUAUAGUGCAUUCUUACAAAUCAUUCCUCCCCAAUGAACAAAUGCAGUAUAUUAAUAACAGUGGUAAAGAGAUUUUCCUCCAUACGUUAUAUCUGAAGCCACUUAAAUCAAUAUUUCCUUACCUCUCACAACUAUACUCAUAUUUUUGGUACUUUUUAUUAGUAGUACCUCUGUGGAAGCUCAUAUAAAAUGAUGUAAUUACUUUAAGACAUGUAGACAUAUUCAAAAUGUGUAAGUUAUAAUGUAAAUGACAUAAGAAUCGUUUUCGACAGAAAUAAGUCUAUAUAUUUCUUGUUGACCUUCCAUAUCUGUUAUUGCUUCCUUCUCUUAUUUGUAACAAAACUUAUUCUCCUUCAUCUACUUUGCCAGAGUCUAUACGAGUACAUUUGGGCAGUGCAAAACUAAAUAAAACAUAUAAAAAUAUUAUUGUUAACACAUUAAUGAAAUAUUUAUUACUACAAUAAUAUAUAGUAUACUGUUUGUGUACAUACUGCAUAAAUAUAAAAAUUAUAAAUAAUAUAUUGAACUCAAUAUGUUAAUAUUAUAAAUGGAAUAGCUUGUAAAAUACAUUAUGGCUAGAUGUACGUGUAUACAUACAUAUAUAAAUAUGUACUUCAUAAAUUGUUUAAAGCAAAUAUGUGCCAAAUAUUUUUUCCAUUGAAUGAAGACAUUAAUACAUGGAAAAAUGUAAAACAAACAUUGAUGUAGUUUUUUUAAUGGCAAUACAUAUUCUUCAGGUAUUCAA
Schistocerca serialis cubense is the source of this 4858-nucleotide messenger RNA. Its product is annotated as glutamate receptor ionotropic, NMDA 2D-like. NCBI's taxonomy places the organism in Eukaryota, Metazoa, Arthropoda, Insecta, Orthoptera, Acrididae. Bases 1 to 1932 code for a protein of 643 amino acids. Gene Ontology annotation, cellular component: plasma membrane; postsynaptic membrane. Gene Ontology annotation, molecular function: transmitter-gated monoatomic ion channel activity involved in regulation of postsynaptic membrane potential; NMDA glutamate receptor activity. Gene Ontology annotation, biological process: monoatomic ion transport; modulation of chemical synaptic transmission; synaptic transmission, glutamatergic. The transcript has 14 exons. The record is from RefSeq and is a predicted model, not a curated record.